Molecule: messenger RNA, 7140 nt
Organism: Linum trigynum
Lineage: Eukaryota; Viridiplantae; Streptophyta; Magnoliopsida; Malpighiales; Linaceae
Source: the annotation of a GenBank genome assembly
CUCUAAUUUUUAAUAGACGAUUUCUAUCUCGUUUUAAGUUAAUUUUUUUUUUGCACAAAUAGAUCAAAUUAAUUGUGCUCUUGAAAAAUGAUAUCCACUUUGAUAUAUUUUUGGAACAAAAAAUAUUGAGGUUUUUAUCAGUCAAUACCAUAUGGUAUGGACUGGUAUUCAUACAAUCAUACUAUAUAGUAUGUUCGCGUACCAAGAAACCAAUCCACAUACUAGGGUGGUAUAGUAUGGUCCCGUGUUUUUCUUACACCCAGAAAUUUGUAGAUCUCAUAUAUCAUGAUGAACUCAUUCCUUCUCUGCAAAAAAUUUCGAAAAUGACUUAAAAACGAAGGAGAUAUCAUAUGAUAUGGAGUUGAUAACGAGAGGUAUGGAUUUUUCUCAAAAAUAUUGAAAAUGAAUAUCAUUUUGUAGAGCACAACGAACUUGUUCCAUAUGUGAAAAAAAAUGAAAUCAAAAUUAAAACGAAAAAAAUACUAAAAAAUUAAAAAUACUAAAAAAUAUAUUUAAUUCUCCACCUUUAUAUAUGGAUUUUCUGACAUAUUGCAAGGCACAUAAGCAAGUAGCCGAGAAAACCAGCCACGGAGACCAUCAUAUCAUCCAACCAAGUUAUUUCUAUUUCUAUUUCCAUUUCUUUCAUCCUUUGAUGGGAAAAUUAAUUUUGGUGUCUUCUUCCUCCUAAUGUUCAACUCAAAACACAUUCAAAAGGAGUAGACUUGUCUUCCCGAUUUUUCUGCUUCUCCUCCGCUGAGCUCAGUCGAAAAGAUUACUGUGUUCCUCAGGUACAAGUACUUCACUUAUGCCUUCCGAAGUUGUUCAAUUUCCCUCCGAUUUAAGUUUUAUUUGUUUUGGGUGUCUGCUACUGGCGAAGAGAUCACUGAUUCCAUCUGGCUCAGGCCUCUGUCCCUCCCGUGAAGAUUGGAUUGGAAGUGAAAUUUAGGGUAUUUGGAGAAUUUUUUGUGUCACUUGAAAUCAUUGAAUUGGGAUUGUCGGGUUAGUUAGAUUUACAGCUCAGCGAGGCUUGAUCUGCUUCGCUCUGGUUGACCGAUGUUUUUAGUUUGAAUUUCGCCUUGUGAUUUGUAGUUCAACCUGGCUAGGGAGCUGAAUGAAGACGGUGGGAUGUAAAAAAUCUUUGACUUGAGUGAAUGAUCAGCUUGUUUUUCUCUAAUUCGUUGUGAUCAGCUUUUGCUUUCUUGGGGUCUUUUUCCCAAGGAAGUUGAAUAAUUUCCAUCCUGAGUUUAACUUGGUCUGUGCAUUUUGUCAAGUCAAAUUGAUGUCAUAGUCAUAGCCAUGGAGGAGUGAGCUCGCAGCUCUACUCUGUAGUCAAAUUUCGUUCCUAUCAGCUUAACAGGAGACUUACGAGCAGAGGCUUAUUUUUCUGUUACAGUAGAGAUGUCAUCUUGCGUGGGAAGUUUCUGCUCAUCCACGGAUCUGCUUUUGUACUGAUAUGGCAUUCCUCAAAGUCUCACGUUGCUGGUUUGCUUAACCUUGAUGGAAAGGAAUCUGGGCAAGGCUGUGAUGGAUCAAAAGAACUACGAGCAAGCUCGAUAUAGUAAUGACGAGACUAGAAAUGAGGGACCUAGUUCCACCAGCCAAAGGUUUUUGCAUGACCCAUCGACCAACAUUAACACUAACUUGCGCCCUCCUGAUUAUAAUGUGUCAAUAAGAGCCAGACCUGUACUGAAUUACUCCAUCCAGACGGGUGAGGAGUUUGCCCUGGAAUUUAUGCGGGAGAGGGUGAAUCCCCAGCAGCACUUCCUUCCAAAUUCAAAUGGAGAUCCUAGUGGCGGAUCUGGCUACAUGGAUUUGAAGGGUAUGCUUGGAAUGUCUAAUGCGGGGUCAGAAAUUGGGUCAGAUAUCGCAAUGAUCAACAGUGUGGAAAAAGGGCGCACCCAGGACUUCGAAAGGAAGGUUGUUCCCCCACAGGAGCACGAUUCCGUGCGAUCAGUGCCAAGAACCUCAUCAAGAAAUGACACUAGGCGAGAAAAUCAGGGUUAUACUUCGUCAAGGCCAUCAGAUAGUUCAUCUGUUAAGGUGAAGUUUCUCUGCAGCUUCGGUGGUACCAUCUUGCCCCGCCCAAGUGAUGGAAAGCUUAGAUAUGUUGGAGGUGAAACACGCAUAAUACGGAUAAGCAAGGAUAUUUCUUGGCAAGAGCUAGUGCGGAAGACUUUGGCCAUUUGCAACCAACCUCACACGAUAAAGUACCAGCUUCCAGGUGAAGAUCUUGAUGCACUGGUUUCAGUGUCAUGUGAUGAGGAUCUUCAGAACAUGAUGGAGGAAUUUAGUGUACUAGAUGACGGAGGUUCACAGAAACCCAGGAUGUUUAUAUUUUCCAGCAAUGACCUGGAGGAUGGAACAUGUGGACUGGGAAGUGUGGACUGUGAUUCUGAGAUACAAUAUGUUGUUGCUGUGAACGGUAUGGAUUUUGGUUCAAGGAAAAGCUCCAUCAAUUUAGCGAGUGCAUCUGGAAACAACUUGGAUGAGUUGCUUAGUCUCAAUAUUGAAAGGGAGAAUAGUCGAGUUGCAGCCGAAACAUCCAUUGCUACCAUAUUGCCUUCGGCAGUUACACAGACUCCUUCGACUAUUCAAUCUUCUCAACCGGGGACUUUAACUUCAUCCAUUCCUUCUUCACAACCUUAUCAGGGACUUAAUACGCGUCAUUUGGAUGCCGGCCAGUACCCAAUAAAUUCAACUCGACCUGCGGGGAGCUUGCAACAACUGGAUGGAAAGGGUUCUAACACCUCUAAUGCAAAGAAAUAUGCUAUUGUUACCGACCCUUCUGGCUAUGGAACAUCUGGAGAGACUUUGAUGCCUGCGCCUCUCCUUGGGCAUCCUUCUCAAAAAGGUGGUUUGGCUGAGGAGACGAUACAGGGUGGCGCUCGUGUGCAAAAUGCAGAAGCAUCUAUCAAGGAUAGCAAACUGAGAAGAGAUAGCUCUAGCCAGAAGAUACACGAGUUAGAUAAAAUACAAAAUAUGGAUAAAGAUGCACCAAAGGAGCUGAAGAUGAAACGUGAUGGCUCACUCCAUAAGGUAAAUGAAGCUGUGUCUAUACCAAAUAAUGUUCAGAAAGAGGAAGCUGCAGUCUCCAAUCCUACAACAGAUGUAGGUUUGCUUGUCUUACCUACAAAAAGUAAUUCAAGACCUCAGGAAGGUGUACUAAAUCCUAAGAAUUUGGUUGAAGGAAAGAAGAAUGCAGGGGAUGAUCGAUUUUCAUCUGGUGGUUCCUUUGCCCCUCAGUCUGAGGCUGAUCUGACAGACUUUAGCUACCCUGAACAGCCUGUGGUUCCUCAACCAGUCUUUCACUCAGAGCGAUUUCCCAGAGAGCAGGCAGAAUUACAUCGCCUGUCAAAAUCUGAAGAUUCAUUUGAUCCACAGGUUCUAAUGAAUCAGGCACGUUCUGGUGUUUCUCAACUAGUCAAUGAAUCAAUUGAUAAGUUACAUGAUUCACCAGCAAAUCUCCUGCCUGAACAGUCCCUCCCAUCUGCAAAAGGGCAUCACGUAAAUCCUCAGACCAUUGAGGAUGGAUUGGCUCGGUUUGAGAAGUACAAGGAAUUGGCUGAUAAUAUGAGUAAACCCAGUUCUCAUGUUCCCCAAGUGAAGGAGUCAAAGUUGCAGAAGUCUGACUCUAGGCAUGUGUUGUUUAAUAGCACUGACAAUUCAGAAACUGCACAGACGAAAGCCAAAAAGGAAGGUUCGGGAUUGAUGCAUUCAGCCGCUAGUGAGAUUCCAGGACCUUCCAGCAAGCACCUGGAGAGUUCUGCUAUAAGGUCAUCAGAAUUUGAUCAGUCUGAGAUAGCCGGAAAUAAGAAUAUUGGCAGCAGUGCCAAGGGACACAUGCAGCUGCCCAAACAACAGAUAGAGAACCCAGGGGGAGCUGUUUCUAUUGUGAAGUCUGCUAUCAUUGGUACUCCUGAGCAGAUAACUAUUGAUAUCAAUGAGCGUUUUUCUCGUGAUUUUUUAUCUGAUAUAUUUUCACAAGCCAAGAUCCAUGAAAACAGCUCUACCAUUGGCCCAAUGCAUGUUGAUGGAGCUGGGUUGAGUUUGAACAUGGAGAAUCUUGACCCAAAACGAUGGUCAUACUUUCGCAACUUGGCGCAGAAUCAAUUUGUGAGGAAGGAUGUAUCGCUUAUGGAUCAAGAUCAUCCUGGCUUUCCCCCCUCUAUGACAACUGUUGAAGGGAGCACGCCUCUUGAUUACAGCUAUCCACCUUUUAAAUCUGAUGGCAUUUCCGUGUCGAAAACGGACUCACCCAUUAACUUUGAUGAAGACAUUCAACAACAGAGAUCCGGUGUGGCUGGGACUCAAACACUGGACUACAGCCAUUCUCAGCUGAAAGGCCAGGAGAGCGUACAGUUGGAUGGAAUCAACUCGAGGAUUCCAGAAUCUGAAUAUGAGGAUGGAAAGUCAGAUGUUAAUAAUACUGCUGGACUACUUCUUGAUAUUUCUCUUGGAGAUUUUGACAUCAGUACGCUACAGAUAAUUAAAAAUGAAGAUCUAGAAGAGUUGAGGGAAUUGGGUUCAGGAACUUUUGGGACAGUCUAUCAUGGAAAGUGGAGGGGAUCAGAUGUUGCCAUUAAGCGAAUAAAAAAGAGCUGUUUCACUGGCAGGUCAUCAGAGCAAGAAAGGCUGACAAUAGAGUUCUGGCGAGAAGCAGAUAUUCUGUCAAAACUUCAUCACCCCAAUGUCGUGGCAUUUUAUGGGGUGGUGCAGGAUGGACCAGGUGGAACAAUGGCCACUGUGACAGAGUACAUGGUGAAUGGCUCUCUUAGACACGUUCUGCUGAGCAAGGAGAGGCAUCUUGAUCGUCGUAAGAGGCUCAUUAUCGCUAUGGAUGCUGCAUUUGGAAUGGAAUACCUGCAUUCAAAGAACAUCGUGCACUUUGAUUUGAAAUGUGAUAACUUGCUUGUCAACUUGAAAGAUCCCCUGAGACCCAUUUGCAAGGUAGGUGACUUUGGUUUGUCGAAAAUCAAAAGGAACACCUUAGUUACUGGUGGUGUGAGGGGAACACUCCCGUGGAUGGCCCCAGAACUGCUGAAUGGGAGCAGCAGUAAAGUUUCUGAAAAGGUUGAUGUAUUUUCCUUUGGUAUUGUGCUGUGGGAAAUUCUUACCGGCGAGGAACCUUAUGCCAAUAUGCAUUAUGGAGCAAUUAUAGGAGGCAUUGUCAAUAACACACUGAGGCCUCCCGUACCAGGCUUCUGCGACCCAGAAUGGAAGUUGCUAAUGGAGCAAUGCUGGGCACCUGAUCCUUUGGCACGCCCAGCGUUCACAGAAAUUGCCAGACGAUUGCGUGUUAUGUCUGCCGUAGCAUCUCAAACCAGACAACAGAAUCAUCAGCCUCAGAACCAGGCACAUAAGUAGGGGGCUGUGCCUGCCCUCCCCUUGGUGGUGGGUCUAUUGUCAUCUUUGUGAUGGUAAAAGAAAGAGUUGGUUCACUUGUUUCGCCAUCUUGUGUCUAUAGUAUGAGCCAGGAUCGAUAAGGGGCGCCCUUGCCCGCCAAUUGUAAGGGUUGAAAAAAGAAAGGAGAGAUAUAUAAGAGAUUGGUAUAUGUGUGCAGAGAACUACUAUUUUUUUCUUGUCGAUAGGUAAUACUGAACUGCCUAAACAGUUGGAAUUGGUUUGUACAGCAGGGGAGAAUUCUGGGACCUCGUUUGUUCAUAGGGGGGGGGGGGGGGGGGGGGGGGGGGGGGGGGUGGGUCUUUUAAAUGUAAUUUUUUUGUUGGUGUGAGUGUGUGAUCAUAAAGUUUAUAAACACGUCUUCUGUCAUUCUCAAAGCUUAUUAUUUUUCAAUUUUCAGUUGAGUUCAUACAGUUGAUGUACUCAAUGAUCAUACUCUUUUUUUUUUUUUUUGGGUAGAAAAUGAUCAUACGUUUAUUUGGCUUCAAUGGAUCAGUUAGUGAGCUUUAAUACAUAGCAAACACUCAUUUAUUAGGAUCUCAACUCGGACCUUUCGGUGGAUUUAACUUCUGACUAAGCCAGCUAGUAAAGCUAUCAAAGGAAUUGAUGUUUAGAAUCUCGUCGUUGUGCGAUUAGUCAAGCUAUAUCUCUAACUCAUUUGUUAUUGAGCUCUUAGAUUUCUAAGAUGCUUUUCGUUGGUGUUUGUUUCUUUGUUUUAGUUUUAUUAUUAGUUUGUGGUGAUGAGCAGGUGGACAUUCCGAUGGUUUGUCGGUUUUUAUGAUUAUAUUUUUUAUGAUUAUAUUGAUGAUGCUUUAAUCAUUCAGCUUCUAGCACUUGGUGAUGCUCUGAGAUGCUGCCUCUCUCAUCCAAUAAUUAAUGUUUUAUUAUGUGGUAACUCGCAAGUGAUCAUCUGCAUGGUUAACUUGAAGGAUUCAGAGCAUGCGUUGGGUGGAAGCCUCCUUUUUGGUGUCCAGGUUUUACUUUCUGGGAUACCUCUUGUUGGGCCCACAGUUGAGCGGUACUGGAUCCUAGGCCCGUAAGAAUAGUAAGUGAGACCCAAUUGGGGACCCAGUGGGACAGCGCCCACGGGAAAAGGCACACCAGGCAGUCGCUAGUGAUGUGACAGUGUAGGCCGCCUGACAUAAAGCGAUAAUUGUGACAGAGGAAGGGGAUCUCCUAAAGAUACUCACCUCGAAGCAAGCAGGACUGAACAACGCCUACGAUGCGCAUUUAAUGACUUAAGCUCUACUGAGCUGAGGAUACCUUCAUACCAGCAUUGAUGGUAACUCAACUACUUCCUCUCUCAGUAAAUACAAACAUGCAUUCUCACUUCUCUCUCUAACUUAAACAUCGGAGAGUAUCCUAGGCAACCGCCCACGGACCCUUGUUUUGCAGGGGUCAGGAGUGCACCCAACAUCCAGAACAGGCCAUAUGUAGAUAAGCUUUGAUCUACCAGACAUACGUAGACCUCCUUUGAUCCGCCAAACUUACAUGGAUUUCUACGGGAUCUACCAAACAUAUGCAAAUCUCAAAUCCUAAGGAAAAUGAAGGUCCACCAAACUGAUUUCCAUCGCCAGACACCUAACCAGACUCUCAUACCACUUGUCGAAAUUGGGCAGCUCCAUUAUAGGAUAUUUUCCGCUCUAUGCCAACCAUGCACGAUUUUACUUUUUGGGUAUCCUUUCUAUAAGGUCUCAUACUAAUGAGCUUGGUGGACACUAAUAUACAAGGUCUUUUUCC